GUUUUUGGUGAAAGUUGUAUCCAAAAUGAAUAUCUGUCGUGUUUGUAUGCAAAACGGUGAACAAUCCACCGGUGGUGGGCUGAUUCCGAUAUUUUCCAAAUUGGAAGAUGCUUUCAUUGCCAAUGUCAUAGUGGAGUGCACUUCGAUACAGAUUCUGGAGGACGACGGACUUCCGACGUCGAUCUGCCAGACAUGUGUUGACGAUUUGAAGAAUUUUAUCGAAUUCAUCAGAAAGGCAAGGGAGUCGGAUAGAAAGCUGAGAAAAAUGUUCAAGUCUGAAAGCGGUAGGAGGGCGGCUGAGGUGAGUGAGACAGGCGAAGAAGACAAGAACUGGAACCCUGCACUGGAGAUGUCUGUGUACACGGAUAAUCUUAUGGAGGUCAAGGAGGAAUUAGACUCCGAUGAAGAGGAGGACGAAGAGAAGGUUGACGAUCAUCAAAAGGAAGACAGUGAACCAGAUGGAGAUGAAGAUUUCAUAGCGGAUGAAAAUGACAGCGACUGGAAAGGACAGGAAUCGGAGGAAGAGGAAGAAAAGCCGGUGAGAAAAAGAAGCCGAAGGAAAAGGAUUCAAGACACAGAUGAAAGCGAUUAUGAUUCGGAUGUUGAGAUCAAGAAACCCAAAAGGGGAAGGAAACCCGGGCGAAAGGUUUCUAAGAAAGUCGACGAGGAAGAUGAAGAUUACGGAAGUGACGAUGUUCUGGAUGAGAAGGAACUGGCCACAUUUAAUGUCAUUGAUAUUGAACAUGGUCAAUUGCUGUGUUGUUCUUGUCUGCAGAUCUUCAAUAACUCGGAAGAUCUUAAGAUUCACCGGGAGAAACAUGUCAAGAGGCGUCGAGUGAACAUGUCCAAGACUAACAUUUGCCAGAUUUGCUACAGAAGAUAUUCAACGCCAUAUGCCUUGAAGUUGCACUAUCGACGCAUGAAAGAAGCAACGAAGGUUUAUGGAUGCACAAAAUGUCCAUCUAGGUUCAUAGAUCAAAAGCGUCGACGGCAUCACGCUCACAAUCAUCCUCGAGAGAAGGAAAUCAUUCCUUCCAAAGUAAUAGUUGCUCCCAUUCCUGUAGUUGUGCAGGAAGAAUACGGAAGGAUCUGCUGUGCCCAAGCUUGUUAUCAAUCGUUUGAAACAGAGGAACUCCUGCUUGCUCACGCUCACUCGGCUCACAAAAUGAACAAGGUUGAACAGUCCCUGGACGAAAAUAAGGACAAACCCAUCGAAUGUCUUGUCUGUUUCAAACGAUUUUACGACGAAAUAUCCCUGCAGCGGCAUCAGCAUAGAAACUACAAACCUCUUAGCCACCAGUGUUCCGUUUGUGGUCUGAAAGUACGUGGUGGAGAAGCAUUAGCCACCCACGAACGGUCCCAUCGCAAUGAGAAACCAUUUGAGUGUGAAGUCUGUCAUAAGAAUUUUACCAGCAAGGGCAGUUUAAAAGCACACAUGAUGGUACACAGUGGAGAGAAGCCAUUCGUUUGUACCACCUGUGGGUGGAGUUUCCGCCGGAAACGAAACCUCCAGGUGCACGUACUUUCCCAUUCGGAUAAUCAACCGUUCCAGUGUGAAGUGUGCCAGAAGGCAUUCAAGUCGAAGGUUCACCUGCAGUAUCACAUGAGAACGCACACAGGCGAGAAACCGUACCCAUGCCGCUACUGCGACAAAGCAUUCGCUGAUCACACUAACAGACAACGACAUGAGAUGUCUCAUACCGGUAUCAAACCGUACAAGUGCACCUUCUGUGAUAAGACGUUCAUUCGUAAGCGAUUCCAGGUGGAUCAUGAAAGCAGUCACACAGGAGUCAAACCGUACCGCUGUGACAUGUGUAAUCGAAGCUUCAGUCAAAAGUCUGGCUUACGUCGGCACCUGGAGUCUCACCCGCUGGCACCAGAAAAUGCAAUAGCACUGGCUGCACCUUCACCAAUGCCAGCUCAGGCAUCGACUCACAUGGUGGUGGGCGUAGAUUCAUCAAUGUCGCCACCGCCGGUUCCAAUGGCCCCGAUGAACACUAUGGGUGAUCAUCCGGGACCUAGCAGUAGUAGUGGCAGUAGCUACUUUCAACAUCCACAAAAUGUAAGCGCUGAUUUGCAUUCCAAUGUUUAGAACACGGGAAUUAAGCGUGUAAUAACAUUUGGAAUUA
Ochlerotatus camptorhynchus is the source of this 2129-nucleotide messenger RNA. RefSeq names its product oocyte zinc finger protein XlCOF6-like. Lineage: Eukaryota; Metazoa; Arthropoda; Insecta; Diptera; Culicidae. Gene Ontology annotation, molecular function: zinc ion binding; DNA-binding transcription factor activity, RNA polymerase II-specific; RNA polymerase II cis-regulatory region sequence-specific DNA binding. The coding region runs from base 26 to 2092 and encodes 688 amino acids. The transcript has 4 exons. Gene Ontology annotation, biological process: regulation of transcription by RNA polymerase II. Gene Ontology annotation, cellular component: nucleus. The record is from RefSeq and is a predicted model, not a curated record.